CUACUUCAAAUGAGGUUAAGGUCGUAAGGAGGUAGUAAAUCUUCCCGAGAAACACGAGAACAGUACGAAAGUGUGAAUCCCAACCUAAAAGCAGUUCGUGAAGCAGAGCAAUGGCUCCUCUCCCCGCUCGAUUGAUUCUCUCACUGCAAUUGCUGACCAUGUUAUUCGGAUCCGGAUGUUCAACCCGAUUCCGCGACGCAGAGGAUAGGGAGACUGCACCGGCACAGAGAGAGUUCGAUUUCUUUAAGCUCUCUCUCUUAUGGCCUGGCACCGAAUGCAGGCAUACUCUCCACUGCUGCUCAGCCAAUGCUUGCUGCCGUUCCAGCUCUCCAACCGAAUUCACAAUUCAUGGACUCUGGGCUGAUUACAAUGACGGAACUUGGCCCGCAUGUUGUGAAGGUUCCCAAUUCAAUGAGAGUGAGAUCUCAACACUGCUGGGUGACUUGACAAAAUACUGGCCAACUUAUCAGUGUGGUAGCUCAUCAACUUGUCAUCGUAGCAAAGGACCAUUUUGGGCUCAUGAGGUUUUCAAACUUCAAUUAAAUGUUUUUCUCAUUGAUGUUAUACAAUACACUACAUGAAAGAAUGAGACUAAUUCUCUCUCAUUCUUCUAUGGUUGACUCCUUCGGCACUCGCUCAUUCACAGUGGGAGAAACAUGGAACAUGUUCGUACCCAGUUGUCCGGAAUGAAUAUGAAUACUUUUUGACAACGCUGAAUGUCUUCUUCAAAUAUAAUGUUACGGAUGUAUUGCACAAAGAAGGAUAUGUACCCUCAAAUUCUGAGAAGUACCCAUUAGGUGGCAUCAUUUCAGCCAUUCAAAACGCUUUCCAUGCAACCCCUGAAUUGGCAUGUUCUGGUGAUGCUAUCGAGGAACUUCGGAUAUGCUUCUUUAAGAAUUUUGAGCCACGUGAUUGUGAAACAAAAAGUAGGCUCAAGAGUUUAAGAGGUUCAUCUUGCCCUAAGUAUGUGAGCUUACCUGAACAGGCAUCAGUGGCAUCACAGUGUUAAAGCUAGAGUCCUACUACCUGCACCUUUGCCUAGGGUGAUUGAUCCAAGGAGGAAGACGUGGUUCGUGCUUCCAUUCUUAUUUGGAAAUUUAUAAACUGUUCAUGGAUAUUUGAACAUUGUUUUUCUUCUAAAACAAAGUUGGGAGCCUGCGUGCUCGUGUUUGCCACGUGUGGCUAUUUAUCAAACAUAUUAUAUUUUCCGCAUUUGUUUGAUUAUGAUAUUGAUGUUGAUUGUAUGCGUUUACUAAUCGGUUUGACAAUAGAAUCUAUCGGACGCCUUGUAUGAUUCAAUAGAGAUGAACUAAU
Molecule: messenger RNA, 1314 nt
Organism: Cuscuta europaea
Lineage: Eukaryota; Viridiplantae; Streptophyta; Magnoliopsida; Solanales; Convolvulaceae
Source: the annotation of a GenBank genome assembly